Thermothielavioides terrestris NRRL 8126 is the source of this 2767-nucleotide messenger RNA. RefSeq lists its product as uncharacterized. The transcript is spliced from 3 exons. The record is from RefSeq and is a predicted model, not a curated record. Gene Ontology annotation, molecular function: ubiquitin protein ligase binding. Gene Ontology annotation, cellular component: Cul3-RING ubiquitin ligase complex. The coding region runs from base 124 to 2640 and encodes 838 amino acids. Lineage: Eukaryota; Fungi; Ascomycota; Sordariomycetes; Sordariales; Chaetomiaceae. Gene Ontology annotation, biological process: ubiquitin-dependent protein catabolic process; protein ubiquitination.
AGGGGUUUCCAAGCUCCCGCUCCAGUUGCUCCGCCAAGCCGGUGGUUAGUUCGACAAUCUGGACCGAGCCAUCGCCGCCCUCUCCUAGCAAUCCCACGUCUGCCGACGAGCAGCGCCGCCACAAUGCCUCCAAAGCCAAGCAAAAUCCGGCCGAUGCGAAGGCCGAUAAUCAACAGAGAGACGAGCGAGUUCGAGCCGUGCUGGGAGAUCCUCAAGUCCGCCUUGACCGACAUCCACAAUAAAGACUCCAGCGGGCUCUCGUUUGAGAACCUAUACCGCGCGUCGUACAAGAUCGUUCUGAAGAAGAAGGGCCAGCUUCUUUACGAAAGAGUGAAAGCCUUCGAGGAAGAAUGGUUUCGAGACCACGUCCUGCCGGUUAUUGCCGAGCUCGUCUCCAACAAUCUCGUCAGCGUCUCCCUGAUGCAGAUGCCGGGCUCGAGUCCCCACGAGCGGCGCGAGACCGGCGAGCGGUUCUUGAGGGGUAUCCGCAGCACAUGGGAGGACCACAACACGUCCAUGAACAUGGUAGCCGACAUUCUCAUGUACCUUGAGCGCGCCUACGUUGCCAAUUCGAGACAGCCUUCAAUAUUCGCGACGACUAUUGGCCUGUUCCGUGACCACAUCCUGCGGAAUAACCUGGGCGGCGGCGGCGCGGACCAGCUGCAGCAGCCUUUCGUCGUCUUUGACAUCGUCAAUGCCGUUGUGCUUGACCUGAUCAAUAUGGAGAGAGACGGGGACAUCAUCGACCGGAACCUCCUUCGCAUGAUCACGUCCAUGUUGGAGGCUCUCUACGAAACGGAUGAUGAGUUCGAGAAUGCUAAGCUCUAUCUCACCGUCUUUGAGCCGCGAUUUCUCAGCGCGAGCCAGGUGUUCUACAGGAACGAGUGCGAGAAACUCCUUCGGGAGGGCAAUGCUAGCGCCUGGCUCCGUCACACCCAACGCCGCCUCCGCGAGGAGCGCGAUCGCUGCGAGACAUCGCUUUCCAUCCUGACCACGGACAAGAUUGCAAGGGUCGUCGAGCAGGAGCUUAUCGUUGCGAAACUGAACGAAUUCCUUGCCAUGGAAGGAAGCGGCAUGAAGAGCAUGAUUGACAACGACCGCUACGAAGACCUAUCCAUCCUCUACCAGCUCGUGUCGAGGGUCGACAAGUCAAAGAACGCGCUCAAGGUCAUCCUUCAGAGCCGAGUCAUGGAGUUGGGCCUCGAAAUUGAGCAAGCGCUCAAGAACACGGACUUCUCUGUUCCAGCGGCCGGCAUCGAGGUGGAGGAUGCGGCCGAGGGUGGAGAUAAGUCCAAGCCUCAACCCCUAAGCGCAGCAGCCCAGCAGACGGCAGCGGCCAUUAAGUGGGUUGACGACGUCCUCCAGUUGAAGGACAAAUUCGACCGUCUUUCGACGAGCUGCUUCGACAAUGACCUCGCCCUCCAGUCCGCCGUAACCAAGAGCUUCUCCGAAUUCAUAAACAUGUUCAACAGAAGUUCCGAGUUUGUCUCGCUGUUCAUCGAUGACAGUCUCAAACGCGGCGUCAGGGGGAAGUCGGACGAAGAGGUGGAAAUCGUGAUGCAAAAGGCCAUUGUGCUGCUCAGGUACCUCUCGGACCGCGACAUGUUCGAGCGCUACUACCAGAAGCACCUCGCCCGCAGGUUGCUGCACAACAAGUCGGAGAUGCACAUCGAGAAGGAGCUCGUCCGCCGAAUGAGGAGCGAGAUGGGCAACCACUUCACCGCCAAGUUCGAGGGCAUGUUCAAAGACAUGGAGCUGUCAAAAGACCUGUCGGACAACUACCGGCAUCACGUCCGCAACCUCGGCGAUGUCGACACCAAGAACAUCGACCUUAGCAUCCAUGUCCUGACCACUAACAAUUGGCCCCCGGAGGUCAUGGGCCGCGGCGCCGUCCAGGAGGACGGUGGCAGGGCGGAUUGCAUCUUCCCUCCGGCCAUCAAGCGCCUGCAGGAAAGCUUCACCAAGUUCUACUUGAAGGACCGCAGCGGCAGGGUGCUCACGUGGGUAGCAUCCGCCGGCAGCGCGGAUGUGAAGUGCGUGUUCCCCAAGAUCGCGGGCAAGGAAUCCGGCCCGCUCAGCAAGGAGCGGCGGUACGAGCUGAACGUCUCGACCUACGGCAUGAUCGUGCUAGAGCUGUUCAACGACCUCGGCGACGGCGAGAGCCUGUCGUUCGAGGAGAUCCAGGCCAAGACCAACAUCCCCACGCAGGACCUCAUCCGCACGCUGGGCUCGCUCUCCAUACCGCCCAAGUCGCGCGUGCUCGCUAAGGAACCGCUGACCAAGAACGUCAAGCCCACCGACAGGUUCGCCUUCAAUGCCCAGUUCGUCAGCAAGACCAUCAAGAUCAAGGCGCCUGUUAUUAGCAGCACGUCGAAGGUGGAGGACGCCGAGGAGCGCAAGGAGACGGAGCGCAAGAAUGACCAAACCCGGGCGCACGUGGUCGAUGCGGCUAUCGUGAGGAUCAUGAAGCAGCGCAAAGAACUGAGCCAUGCUCAGCUCACGACCGAGGUCAUUGGCCAGCUGGCGGGCCGGUUCCGGCCCGAGAUCUCCAUGAUCAAGAAGCGGAUCGAGGAUCUGCUGGUGCGGGAGUACCUCGAGCGGGUCGAGGGCGAUGCCGCGGCGUAUCGCUAUCUGGCGUGAUUCGGGUCCGUAGAAGCUUGGUAUCUCCCGUAGGCGUGGUAGUUACCUACUAAGAGAGGGCGUGGAUGUAUCAUGACGAUCUAAAUGCGGUUGUGUCGGGGAGUUGGGAACGGCUGGUCUUUGGUCU